AUGGCGCCACAUGCAAACGACAGUCCCAAUGGCAACAGCACCUCUUCCCCUCUCAAUCCCCGAGUCCACGCCGCCUCCACCGACGCCGCCAUCGCCGGCGAGAACGAAUUCGCCGCCCACAACUACCAUCCCCUGCCCGUCGUCUUUUCCCGCGCUCAGGGAAUCUACGUAUGGGACCCCGAGGGCAGGAAGUACAUUGACUUCCUCUCGGCCUACAGCGCCGUGAACCAAGGCCAUUGCCACCCCGAGCUCGUCAAGGCUCUCUGCGACCAGGCAGGCAGGCUAACGCUGAGCUCGAGGGCCUUCUAUAACGAUGUGUUCCCGAAGUGGGCCGAACUCGUGAAGAACGUGUUUGGGUACGACAUGGUGCUGCCCAUGAACACAGGUGCCGAGGCGGUCGAGACGGCCAUCAAGGUUGCGAGGAAGUGGGCGUACAAGGUGAAGGGUGUUGAACAAGGAAAAGCGCUAGUCUUUUCUGUUGAGGGUAACUUCCAUGGCCGAACUAUGGCGGCAAUCUCACUCUCCACGGACCCCGAAUCAAGAGACAACUAUGGCCCAUAUGUGCCAAACAUCGGCUCCAAGAUCCCCUCGACCGGUAAGACGAUCCGCUUCAACAACGUCGCCGACAUCGAGGAAGCGCUAGAGGCCCAUGGCAAGGACACCGCCGCCUUCAUAAUCGAGCCCAUCCAGGGCGAAGCCGGCGUCGUGGUCCCCGACGAUGAUUACCUCACGCGCGUCCACGAGCUCUGCAAGAAGCACAACGUCCUCCUCAUCUGCGACGAGAUUCAGACGGGCAUCGCGCGGACGGGCAAGAUGCUCUGCUCGCAGUGGGCCGGCAUCAAGCCCGACAUCAUCGCCCUUGGCAAGGCCAUCGCCGGCGGAAUGUACCCUGUCAGUGCCGUGCUCAGCAGCAAGGAGAUCAUGCUAGUCAUCGAGCCAGGAACCCACGGAUCCACCUUUGGCGGUAAUCCCCUCGGCGCGGCCGUGUCCAUCCGCGCCCUCGAGCUCAUCAAGGAAGAGGACAUGGCCGGCAAUGCCGAGAAGCUCGGCCGUAUCUUCCGGGACAGCAUCACGGCGCUCAAGUCUCCCGUCGUCCAAACCGUUCGCGGAAAGGGUCUUCUCAAUGCCGUUGUCAUUGACGAGUCCAAGACCAACGGCCGGACGGCGUGGGAUCUUUGCAUCAGUUUGAAGAACAAGGGCGUGUUGGCCAAGCCUACCCACGGCAACAUUAUCCGGUUCGCGCCGCCGUUGGUGAUUACUGAGGAGGAGCUCAGGAAGGCCCUGGGUGUUAUUACGGAGGCGAUUGAGGGGUUGCCGAACGCGGAGAAGGCGGUGCAUUAG
Molecule: messenger RNA, 1341 nt
Organism: Scedosporium apiospermum
Lineage: Eukaryota; Fungi; Ascomycota; Sordariomycetes; Microascales; Microascaceae
Product: Ornithine aminotransferase
Exons: 2
Coding region: 1-1341 (446 amino acids)
Cellular component (GO): cytoplasm
Molecular function (GO): identical protein binding; L-ornithine transaminase activity; pyridoxal phosphate binding
Source: RefSeq, a predicted model, not a curated record